Messenger RNA from Penicillium egyptiacum, 1308 nucleotides. NCBI's taxonomy places the organism in Eukaryota, Fungi, Ascomycota, Eurotiomycetes, Eurotiales, Aspergillaceae. The record is from the annotation of a GenBank genome assembly.
AUGUCCAAAACCUCAAUCGGUUUCGUCGGCCUAGGCGCCAUGGGCUUCGGAAUGGCCACACAUCUCGUGAAAGAGGGCUACGCAGUACACGGCUUCGACGUGUUCCCAGCCUCAGUAGAGCGCUUCAAGGCCGCAGGCGGAAUCCCAGCGUCAUCACUGCAGGACUCAGCAAAGGAAAAAGAAUUCUAUGUUUGCAUGGUAGCGUCAGCGCCGCAGGUGCAGAGCGUCCUUUUCGGCGAUGAUGGCAUAAUCGCAGCCCUCCCCAAAAACGCAACCCUCCUCCUCUGCUCCACCGUCCCAGCAUCAUACGCCCAAUCCGUCGCCGCAGAGCUCACCUCCAUCGGCAGGAGCGACAUUGCCUUCAUCGACGCACCCGUGUCGGGCGGCGCGCUCCGCGCUGCUGCCGGCACGCUGUCGAUUAUGGCUGGCGCACCCGACGCGGCGCUGGAGAAAGGCCGUUUCCUGCUGCAGGAGAUGUCGGAUGCCAAUAAGCUGUACCUUGUCCCCGGCGGGAUUGGUGCAGGUAGUAACAUGAAGAUGGUGCAUCAGGUGUUGGCGGGUAUUCAUAUUCUGGGUGCUAGUGAGGCUCAGGGAUUUGCGGCGCGGCUGGGGUUAGAUGCUGUGAAGACGGCGGAGGCGAUUAAGUCUAGUCCGGCUUGGACUUGGAUGCAUGAGAAUCGGUUGCAGCGUAUGCUGGAUGAGGACUGGCAUCCUGGUGCUAGUGCUUUGACUAUUAUUCUUAAGGAUGUGGGGAUUAUCACGACAUCUGCGCGCCAAAGUCAAUUCCCGACUCCGCUUUGCUCGACUGCUGAGCAGGUUUAUUUGUCUGCUUUGUUGCAGGGAUAUGGCUCUGUUGAUGAUUCGUCUAUGGUGCGGCAGUAUUUUGCUGAGCCGAUCAUCAAGGUCUCCUCUACUAAGUCUGAUGAGGAGAUGGCGGAGGCGCUGCAGCUGGUGCUGGAUCUGAUGGAGGUAACUAACCUCGUUGCGGCUGCGGAGGCUAUUUCAUUCGCGCGCUAUCUCAAGGUCGAUCUGAAGCAGUUUUAUACUCUUGUCAGUGAUGCUGCUGGUGCUAGUCGGCAAUUUAUGACGAAGGGAUUGGAGAUUAUUGAGGGGCUUGGACAGGGUGAUAAGGGCUCUGAGACCGUUGAUGCUGCUAGUUCUCGGCUAGAGAAGGCUGUGCAGAAGGCCCGCGAUCUGCACUGUCCUUUAAAUCUAGGCAAUGCUGCUUUGAACGUGUUGUUCAUGGCUAAGAGGUCUGGGUUAGGGGCUGAGGGAAGUGCUAGUGUGGUGAAGGUUUUUGAACAUUAG